This is a messenger RNA of Dentiscutata erythropus, 432 nucleotides long. The record is from the annotation of a GenBank genome assembly. NCBI's taxonomy places the organism in Eukaryota, Fungi, Glomeromycota, Glomeromycetes, Diversisporales, Gigasporaceae.
AUGCAUGGUGAUGGAGCAAAUUUUGUUUCACAAGUGGUAGAAUAUGCUGGCGGUUCUCAACAAAAUGACGAUUGGAGUUGUAAAUUAGAUCCUUCUCCGUAUGGUUCUUAUCCCAACACUUAUGGCAUUUAUAAAUGUACUUUAAAUUGGAUUAAUGUGGUAGAACUUACGUCUUAUCUUACUUCAAAAAAUAUUGCAAGAAAAUGCAAUCUGAAUGAAGUGCAAAAAGGAGAUUUGAUAAUGUAUACGUCACAAAAUGGUAAAGGUCAUCAGAGUGUUGUAGUUAUUGGACCUGAUCCUGAAAAUCCUCAAAUAGCUUAUCAUAGUCGUGAUCAAUCGUUUUGCAAUGGACAGCCAUGUGACAACUGUAGUGGCUUUCAUUCUUUAUUUAUUGAAAGUAAAUAUACUUUUCAUGCUUUAUGCAUGAAUUAA